This is a messenger RNA of Fusarium tjaetaba, 1536 nucleotides long. RefSeq names its product trichodiene oxygenase cytochrome P450. The transcript has 2 exons. Bases 1 to 1536 code for a protein of 511 amino acids. The record is from RefSeq and is a predicted model, not a curated record. NCBI's taxonomy places the organism in Eukaryota, Fungi, Ascomycota, Sordariomycetes, Hypocreales, Nectriaceae. Gene Ontology annotation, molecular function: heme binding; iron ion binding; oxidoreductase activity, acting on paired donors, with incorporation or reduction of molecular oxygen.
AUGGACCAGCUACUAGCCGGGGCUCUAGCUCAUGCACAAGACUUUCUCUCUCAUCAAUCCCAGAAUGACCUCAUUAUUGGCUUCGUUGUACUCUCAGUUGCGACAUAUUCCUUGUAUGCAACUGCUGACAGAAUCUACAAACUUCACUUCCAUCCCCUGGCCAAGUUCCCCGGUCCCAAGAAAGCUUGUCUGUCACAAGAAUGGCUGCUUCGUGUUUCUGAGCGAGGAAGUCCUGAAGAAGUAUUCGAAAAGUUGCAUGAGAAAUACAAUUCAAGAGCGAUUCGAAUCGGACCUAACGAGCUACACAUCGAUGAUGUGAAACUGUACAAAGAUAUAUACAACCAAACCUCAACUUACGUCAAACACGACGCGUUCUAUGCCGGUUUCAAUACUCCGCACAGUGUCUUUGCCGAACACGUUCCCAGUCUCCAUAAGGAGCGACGUCGUCGUCUGAACCCAUUCUUUUCCCGCCGUGCUAUUGGGCAGCUGGAAGGUUUACUCAAGGACAAGAUUUACGAGCUCGGAAGACGCAUUGACAGCCAAAAGGGCCCUUACAACAUCUUCAACGCCAUAAGAUGCACCACUGUCGAUAUCAUAUCUCACUACAGUCUCGGAAAGCCAUUUGGGCAGCUUGAGAAGAGCGAUCAAGGGUUCAAUGGUGACUUCCUCAGGACGUUCGACGCGCUCUCUAACGUGCUUUGGAAGUUCAUGUACAAGCCGACUUUUCGAAAGAUCAUCACAAGCAUCCCCCCGCGAAUCGCCAAGGCUGCGAGCAAAGAGACUCGCCUCAUGUUCACGGUCUAUGAUGCGUGUUAUGCGGCUGCGAGCAAUUUCAAGAAAAGUCCGCCUCAGUCUUCCUAUGGCACCAUCCUAUCUAGCCUCUCGGAUCUUGGUGAGCAAGAGAUGGGAGCUGAAGCAUGCGACCUCCUUGUAGCAGGAUCCGACACCACCGCAUAUUCCCUAACAGUAGCUGUCAGUCAAAUCGCCAAAAACACCCGGGUCAGGAAGAGGCUGGCUGGAGAGUUAGACGCUCGUGCCAUUAAUGCAGAGAGCUUGCCGUCCUUGGUGGAGUUGGAACAGAUUGAGUAUCUCAACGCUACAGUCCGUGAGGCCGUACGCUUCGCCAUUGCCUCGCCGGGGAGACUUCCACGAACUGUCCCCCGCGAUGGACCGCCUCUCGUCGUCGAUGGCCAGAUUGUUCCUCCAGGUACUGUCAUUGGCAUGUCAGCUUACACCAUGAACUUCAGCAAGGAGCUCUGGGGCGAAGACGCUCAUACAUUCAACCCCGAUCGUUGGCUUGGUGCUGGUGGGAAGGCUCUGGAUACCAACAUGUGUUCGUUCUCUAAAGGCCUACGGAGCUGUCUUGGACAGAACUUGGCAUAUGCAGAGAUGCACUACAUUCUCGCAUAUCUGUUCAGGAAGUACGAGGUCGACUUGGUUGAUAAAGAGGCCAAGAUGGAAGUAUUUGAUCGGUUUACAAGCUAUGUCAAUAGUCACGCUCUUAUGGUACAUUUGGGACGCCGUGACGCUCAGUAA